AUGCCAAAAGUCACACCAGUCUUGGAAGAGAAACAAAACGGCAUUGAAUAUCUUCAAGAAGCAACUUCAUGCAAUCAAUCACUUCUCGAGGAAUCUCAAAUCAAACAAAGAAAUUCCAUUCUCUCAUGCAUUCUCAGUAUCAGAUUAUUCCUCAUUGCCAUGAUCACUCUAGUUGUCCUAUUAACUUCAGUUUCGAUUUGGGUAACUGCCUACACGAUGAAUGAACAGGCAGCAAUGGAACAAGUCAAUAUCGUUAUUGAUAAUAUGAAUGAAAAGAUUGCAACUUUUGUAAAUGGUCAACUGAUUCCUGCCAAAUAUGUUGCUGAUUCAAUGGUUAAUGAUUAUCAUAGAGGAUACAUUGAUUUAACAGAUUCAAUUAGAGAAUACUUGUUUGAUAGGAUUAGUACGUUUGGUGUUUCGGUUACUAAUCUGUGUUUCGGUGAAGGAGGUUACAAUACUUUGUUUGCUUAUUCAGUUUAUGCUGAUGGAAGUAUAACAUAUGGAACAAAGAGACAAAAUGAGAAUCUUUUCGUAUACAAAGCCAAUAGAACUACUGGUGAAUACUACAUUGACAAGCCCACUAUUAAUAAUAUGACCUAUACUAUUAGAAAUACUGAUUAUUACACUGAAUCAAUUGCUCUGGUUGACAAGUAUCCAAAUGGAGCUUUUGGAGCACCUUACAAAGUGUUGAAUGGUCCUCAGUCCACCUAUUGGAGCACUCCUGUGUAUAAUAGAACUGAAUUACCACAAAAGAAGAAUAGAAUUGGUUUUGCAAAGAUUAAUAUUUCAUUGGCAGCCAUAGCUCAAUUUCUAUCAAAUGUCAAAGUCAUGGAACGUGGUUAUGUGAUUAUUUCAGAAUAUGGAAAUGAUUAUGUCAUUGGAAGUUCUCUCAAUAUUCCAGGUAUUGACGAUCGCAGAAUCAAAAUGACCAACAUUACCACAAGAAGCGCAGGAAGCAUCAUGUCAAAGUUAUUGAACUUCCAAAAGGUAAAUUCACUCAAUAACACUGCAAAAAUAGUCACUUCACUCAUGAAUGAGAAUGGUGAAAGCUAUCUAGUUGCUUCCUCUCCCUAUAUCUUUCAUAAUUUACAAUGGAGAAUGACUCUCAUCUUUGACGAAACUGAAAUUAAAAAGGGAAUCAUUCAGAGCAGUUAUGUAAUCCUUGGAGUUUCUAUUGGAGUUAGUAUUUUGGGAAUUAUUGUGAGUGUUGUUAUUGGUUGGUCAGUUACUAGUCCGUUUUUUAAAUUGCAAACAGAUUUCAAAAAUAUUGAAAUUCUUGAUCUUGUCAAUGUCAAACCAAGAAGUUCCAUAUUUAGUGAAGCAAAUGCAAUUUAUUCGAGUUUAACAGAGACUGUAAGAUGGUUGGCGGAGAUUAGAGCAUUCAUUCCUGACUCGAUUUUGAAUCAAUUAGAAAGAACAAAAUUUAUGAAAGAAGGUAAUCCUGAGAAUAAGAAGGAUAACUCAACCUUUGAUCCUGGAAUGUCAUACAUAGCUAGUUCACAAACAUUGCAACGGAUGCGUUACUUUGCCACCUUGGGUCCAGUCAUGAAUAGAGCAAAGGAAUUGAAUGAAAUUGCUCAAAUGUUGAACGUUCAAGUUAUUGUUGAUCAGACUACUGCACAGUUGACCAAAGAUUCUGUCAUUUUUAGACCUGUGGAGAGGAUUCUAGAGGAUUCUCAGCGAAUUCAAACAGUAUAUCAACUCUUACGAAAGAAUACUAUUAGAGAUGAUGAAUGGUUAUAUGAACUGGAACAAAAGAAAGCAAAUGCUGAGUUUGAUCAGUUCAAUUCAGACUUCAGUAAGAUUUUUGAGUCAGUUGAUAAUGAAUUCGGCAAUGAGAAUGGAUUAGACUCUGUACUCUCUAGAUUGACUGAAUAUUCACAGAGUAAUCCAAACGAUCUGGUCAUAAAGAGAUUAGAACAAAUCCUCUCCGAAAGUAAGUUAAAGGGUGAGUCCUUCUUCACCAAAUAUCACACACAACUGGCUAAGCAAUUAGUUAGCUAUGUGAGACCUGGUGAGCUAAUUCAAUCUUCAAUGAUUUAUCAAAGAGAUGGACAAUAA
This is a messenger RNA of Naegleria gruberi, 2061 nucleotides long. RefSeq lists its product as uncharacterized. The record is from RefSeq and is a predicted model, not a curated record. The transcript has 2 exons. NCBI's taxonomy places the organism in Eukaryota, Heterolobosea, Eutetramitea, Acrasida, Naegleriidae. Bases 1 to 2061 code for a protein of 686 amino acids.